This is a messenger RNA of Durusdinium trenchii, 1566 nucleotides long. Lineage: Eukaryota; Dinophyceae; Suessiales; Symbiodiniaceae. The record is from the annotation of a GenBank genome assembly.
AUGGAGGCAGUGACAGGCGUGCCCAUCGUGUGUCUUCACAACACAGGAGGUGCGGCUGAAAUGUUGGGUGCUGCAGUUCUCCGGAGACGCCAGCCCCAGCAUGCUGAACACUCGAAGUUCAUGUAUGGAUAUGAGCUGCCGGAAAAUGUACCUGAUGACCAGUUCUUGAUCCUGAAUCCAGCAAAGGAUUCAGUUGAAAAGGUCAUCAACAAGCUGACACUCGUUUUGUCCACGGUCCAAGAUGAUGAAAUGAUGGAGAUUGGCUUUGCCAAGAGCGAAGAAAAUCGUCUCCGAUAUGCUUGGGAACAAUACUUGCUCUAUGCCUACAACGCGGCGAUUUUCCGACGAAGAGCUAGAAUCCUCCAGUACACUGCCCUGGUGCUUUCAGUUGUUGUGACCGUGGUUGCUAUCUUGUAUCGCGAAAGCACGGCGAACCCAGACUCACCUUUGCAAAAGGAAGAGCUCAGAGUGAGCUUGCUGGUCCUGCCCUGUGUGAGUGCUUUUGUUCUGACCUCAAUCAGCCGAUUGAACUUUGUCAACAAAUGGGCAGCUUUGGAAAGCGGUGCUGUGAAUGUGAAGAGCGAGAUCUAUCAGUACCGCUGUCGUGUGCUGUAUUACCAGCCUCGGAAGUCCAACGACAUGGACAUUGAAGAUCGCGUGGAGGAGCUCUGUGACAACCCUCCCAGCACCGCUGACCUAGCCACCCUAGCAGCUCUGAAGAAGAGGCAGAAGAAGGCUGAGGCAACAGCCCCAAAGGGAGUAACUCGUCGAGGCACUUUCUCAGCAGCUUUAGCGCAAAUCAACUCUGAUGCCACAGGCUCGGAUGUCCGGGCUGACUACUUGUCUAUGCCGCCAGCUUCGGCCAUGACAAAGCUGAAGGCUAACCUCUAUGACUGGGACAAGGUGCUUGCCUCCUACCACCAGCGCACUUCCUCCACUUCCUAUUUGUGCUGCAAAAGGCUCUGCAAUCCCUGCAGACGUCCUUCUGCGAAGGUUCUGGAUCUUGAGAACAUUGAGGACGGCCCAUGGAACCAGGCUGGCAGCGAUUUCCACCCAAACCCCUUUGCAAUUGAUGACGACUAUUUGAAUGAUGAUGGAACAUCUCUAGUGACGGCCGAGGACUACAUCCAUUUCCGAUUUUUGCCCAUGCUUCAGUACUACUCUUGGCGCAGCCGCGACCUUUCAAGGAAAGUGCUGGUUCUUCAAGUCUUGACCUACUUUCUGACCGCAGCAAUGGCGGCUGCAACUCCUCUCGGCUACGAAGCUUGGAUACCAGUCCUGGUGUCUUUCAUCUCCUUUUUCACGGGGAUCAUGGAAUUUGAGGCCUUGUCGUCUCAACUACGCAAUGUCAAUCAGUCCUUGGAGUCACUCAAGAACCUUCAUUUCUGGUGGCAGAGCCUUUCAAUGGUCGAGCGGCGAAUGCCCUCCAACAAGAACGAGCUAGUGGCUUGCACAGAGGCGACGGCUGACAGUGAGAUCUCCGCAUGGAAAAAGACAUUGAAAGUCAAGAGUGUGACAUCUGGCGGUUCAAAUGGGAAAGAAGAGGCUGAGGAGGAUUCGGAUUGA